AUGGCCCCACACCAAGAAUCAGGAAAGCCCGACAAGUUUGGUCCUGUAAUCUUUACAACAAGACUUGGCGCAGAGCAUGGGAGAGUAACAAAGCCCUUGCAUGGUGCACCGCUCUCAAAGCAUCUAAAGACUCGACCAUCAUCACCGUCGCCACCCGGAGCCACGGAAGUGAAAGUCAAGGAGGAGAUUGUCUCUCCUUCUGCCACCAACUUUCUGCCUUGGGGACCUACCCCUCGCACCACGAAGAGCUUGGGAGAUUAUCCUCGUCGUUCUGACCCCCAACCGUACACAGCAGCCUGGGCUCCACCCAAUGCAAAUCUGUCCCAGCCCUAUCAGCCUUCGGCUGUACCUCUUCAAGCUCCUACGAUGACAUUUCCACCUCCGACAGUACCAUAUCAACCUCCGCCUGUGCCUUUUACAUACUCAGCUGCACUAAAUCGGUAUCUCAACUCAAACGAAGUGUCUGGUGCCCAAAAUAGCAUAUCACAGCGCCAGAACAAUGAUCAAUUGAAACAUAUGCUGGAGAGGUAUCAGGCUAUAGCUCGCUCUAUCAGAUGGAACGCUGAGCAACUAGACCGCAUGAUUGCCUCAUUAUUAGGACCAUUACCUUAAGCCUGAGCAGAAGUUUGCAGGGAAACCAGCGAUGGGGAGAAACAGUUUCACCG
Fusarium odoratissimum NRRL 54006 is the source of this 665-nucleotide messenger RNA. RefSeq lists its product as uncharacterized. Lineage: Eukaryota; Fungi; Ascomycota; Sordariomycetes; Hypocreales; Nectriaceae. The transcript is spliced from 2 exons. The coding region runs from base 1 to 612 and encodes 203 amino acids. The record is from RefSeq and is a predicted model, not a curated record.